CAGCAUUGUCAAGCGAAGAAAUAAAAUGGAGAAUUCUGUGUGAUUGUUAUUUUGCACAACAGUACAGAAGCUGUUGUCAAAAAGUGUUUUUCCGACGCGUUUUGCUACGAUUGGGCAGCUUAUUUUCAUCGCAACUACCCGCCAGACAUCAAUCCGCGGCCAUUAUUUGCGUUCGCGGCUUCAUUUAGGCGUUCUACAACGUGUCGCCCUGGAAACGCCAAAAGCCCCCCUUCCCCCUCGAAUGAAAGAGAUUUUGUGAAAGAAAAUUCUCUGAAAAACGAUCAUCCGUCUGGAUGCAGGUGCUCCAAAGUGGUGUUAAUCUUUCCCUUGCCGAAUUUGCAGUUUCCGGUCAAGUGUUGCAAACAAAUCAAGUGUCCGCUUUCCUUGCAACGGUACGCACGACUGUGUUUAUGUAUUUAUCCCCCACGCCGAUUUGUGUGCUUGAGCGGGGGUGAAUAAGACGGGUGGGAAGUGCAAGCAUAAGAAGUGGCACACAAAACAUACAAUCACCCACCCAUACGUCGUUCUACACCUCGUGUCCAGCAUGGAAAUCGAAACACCAGUCGCGUGCAGCUGCAACAAACACCCCCAUCGGUGGUAAUGUUACCGCCGUGAUGAUAAACGAAUGAUGCAUUACCACGUUGCAUCCCGGAAUACGGUCGAAAAGUUGGUGAAUAUAAGACAAUAUAGGCGUUGCUGGAUGGCGUGCGUCAAUGCGUGCGCGUACGGUAAGAAUAUCGCAGUCAGUGUUUAGGAUGCAAUGGCGGUAGAAAGUGUUUCCUGUUUUAAUGAUGCCAGCAUAUCCGGUGUGGACGAAGUGGGGAUAAAACAAACGAAAAAUGAUACAUGUGAUGUGAAGUAAGAACGAUCCACGGAAACAGCAAAAAAAAGAAAGAAAACAAAACUCGUAAGAUAAAUAACAGUGGGUGUCGAGUGCGAAUCCAGUCGAAUUUAAAGUGUUGUCGUUUACCGGGCUUCGUACAUCCAGUCUUUAUUCAUCCAUCCAUCGGUAAAAAAAACACACCUUCGUUCAGAUCUGGUGGUCUCACCAACAGCGCGCACUGAUACAAUUUCAGUGGAUGGGAAAAGGAUCAACGCUAAUCCACGGACCAGAAUGAAGGAGAUGGUCGGUGGAUGUUGUGUCUGUUCAGACGAUCGCGGCUGGUCGGAAAAUCCGCUAGUGUACUGCGAUGGUCAAAGUUGUGCUGUGGCCGUGCACCAGGCGUGCUACGGAAUCGUAACCGUACCGAGUGGACCUUGGUACUGUCGGAAGUGUGAAAGUCAGGAGCGUUCGGCUCGGGUCCGUUGCGAACUGUGUCCGUCGCGUGAUGGGGCGCUCAAGCGAACGGAUAACCAGGGAUGGGCGCAUGUUGUCUGCGCGCUGUACAUUCCCGAGGUGCGCUUCGGCAACGUGACGACGAUGGAACCGAUCAUCCUGCAGCUGAUCCCGCAGGAGCGAUAUAACAAGACAUGUUACAUCUGCCAAGAGGUGGGUAAAGGAUCCCGCGCAAAUGUAGGAGCCUGCAUGCAGUGUAACAAAUCGGGCUGUAAGCAACAGUUUCAUGUCACCUGCGCCCAGCAGUUGGGUUUGCUGUGCGAGGAAGCCGGCAACUAUUUGGACAAUGUCAAAUAUUGCGGUUACUGUCAGCAUCACUACAGCAAAUUGAAAAAAGGAGGCAACGUUAAAACGAUUCCACCGUACAAACCCAUCAGCCACGAAGCUAACUCAAGCGAUGGGCAAUCGUCGCCGGAGAAAGAAAUGGAACCACCGUCAACGCAACCACACUCGAGCGCCAGCGCCGCAGGUUCGAGCGGAACGGGCGGCAGUGGUAGCGGUACAGGUGGAGGUAGCAGCUCGAGCAGUGGGCUUAAAUCCAGCAGCCGACUAUCCGGUGAACCGAACGUUGGUGGUUCAUCGUCUACCUCCUCCUCUUCGUCUUCGUCAUCAUCCAAGCAGCGAAAGUCUUCGAGUGCUUCGAAAAGCUCGAGCGGUUCCAGCUCUAACCCAUCGCUUUCGUCGUCGUCCUCGAUACAAACUGCCGGUGGAGGUGGUUCCAGUAGUGGACCCGGUAUGUCCAGUUCUUCAUCGAUGUCGGCAUUAUCUUCGACGGCUUCGUCGGCUUCGUCAGGUAUCUCAAGCAUGUCCGGAAGCGGAAGCAUCGACGAUCGACGCGUCAGCAAUAGUAGCAGCGGAAUCAGUGGUUCUGGCGUAACUGGCAGCGUUAGCAGUAGUGGAAGUUCAAGCAAGAGCAGUUCCGGUUCGUCCGGUGGAACUGGUGGAAGUGGUAAUUCGAGCAAUACCUCGAAGGAAAAGGAUAAAUACAGCAAAAGUCGCGACAAAAGCUCCAAGUCAUCGAAAUCAUCAAGCAGCAGUGGUGGUAACAGUGGCACGAGUGGAGGCAAUGCAGGCAAUUUUAACAAUAGUACAAGUACCAGUAACAGUUCUGUCGGUGGAAGUUCGAAUCAGUCGAAAGAUGCUGAUAUGGGUGCAGCAUCCGGAUCGUCUUCCGGCACGAUCGGAUCGCUUGGUUCGAGUUCGUCCUCGCAAUCCCUAUCGCAAAGCGGAUACUCGUCGACCGCUGGCGGUGGCGGAAACGCGGCCGGAAGCGGUGGUCCGAACAGCUCCACCAAACAUCACUCGGAUAAGUCGGAUAAAGGCAGCAACAGUCAAGGGGGUCAAUCGCUAUCUAACAGCGCUAGUGCCGGAUCGGGACGGGCCGCUUCUUUAUCACCUCCAAGCACGCUAAUAAUUAAGCCACCGCUGGACCAUCUCGGUGGCGGCGGAAAAGAACAAAUGUCAAAGGAAGCAAUUGCUAAACUAAGCACAUCAAGCAACUUCACCGAAACGAUCGUGGUCAAUUCGGAAUCAGUGUACAAUCAUGUUGGUUCCACCGGGAAUGCUGGUUCCACGUCCGUAAUCGAAAGCGGCAAACUAGCAAUGGGAACGGGAUCUGGAGGUGCCUCUAGUGGUUCGUAUGGUAGUAGCAGCACCGGCAGCGGAUCCACGACCGGGAGUACUAGCGGCGGUAAGAAACGAAAGGCCGAUGCACGCUCCACACCAACUUCUACGGCCGCAAGCAAUGAGAUGGAGUCUAACCGUGACCUGAUAAGGGAUGUCGCAGUAUCGUUAGUGCCAUUGUCGCUGAAUAAAAACGAUCAUAUUGAUCCUUCGUCGAUUGUAGGACAUGAGAAAAAUGUGAAAAAGGCGAAAACCGAAACCAGCUCCUCGCUGCAACAUCCGACAACGGCGGCGGCAGCAGCGUCCGGGUCCGCUCCGGAAACGAAUCUGCAGAAUGUUGCACCAAACCUCAUCCAAUCGGCGCACACAUCGAGCAUUAUCUCAUCAUCAUCAUCCAGCACCGGAAAGCAUCAGCAGCAGCAGCAGCAACAACAGCAUCAACAGCAAACGCCUCACUCGCCUCAGCAGCCAUCAUCGCACACACCGAGCCUGGUGGUGUCGGUACCACUGUCGACGGCUACCGUACCUGGAGUUAAUCUACCCGCUAGCAACAGUAGUAAUAGCAGUAGCAGCAACGUUAAUCAUAGCGCUAGUCUUAGCAGCAGCAACAGUAGCAACAACAGUACCCCAAACAUUGUAUCACCAGGACAGUUGGGCAGCAACAGCGGCAACACUGGCAGUGGGAACAGUAGUAACAUCAGUAACGCUGGAGGCAACCUGUUCCAACAGCUUUCACACCGGGCGAGUGAUCAGUUGAUGAAUGCCAGCACGAACCGCUCUAGUCCCGUGAUACAGCAGCAAACGACGGCACAGAAUAUUAUACAGUCGUCUUCCACCUCAUCCGCUGCCGGUUCUUCGUCCACACCGAUCGGGCACCAUCAUCUCGAACGGCAAUCGCCAUCGAUGCGAUCGUCACCGGCCGGAUUGGCAACCGGUGGCGCCAAUGUUAUAACCUCUCUGCAUCACAGUCAAUCGCAGCAGUCGGAUCUGCUGUCACCGGCCGGUACUGCACCGGGCGGCAGUUCCGUGCUGCAAAGUAUUUCACCCGUCCCGAUGAGUACGAUCCAACGUACCUCCUCGCCGUCGACGCUGUUGGGCGGUGAUAACAGUAACAGUAGCAGCGGUGGACUAAAGUUUAGCUACGAAAAGCAACCGCCUACGACGAAUGCACGGAUAGCGGCCCUGCAGGAAGAAGAAUCUUCUACCGGUCGGCGAUCCAGGUACGGAUCACACUCGAGAGAGCGCAGUGGAGGCAAUGGUAGUAACAACACUACUGGCACUACCACCAGUGGAGCUGGUAGCGGCAGUGGUGGUGGUGGCAGCGCCGGUGGUGGUAGUAGCGGUGGUAGUGGUGGUGGAAAAACUCGUACAUCUAAGAAGCGAUCGCAACAGCAGUCACAACAGGCGCAGUUACCACCAGAUCGAGGAUCACCUUCGAUCGUGGUAGAAUCUUCCUCCCAUAGAGGAACCAAUCGAAACCAUUCAUCUCCAUCGCGACCUCCGUCGCACGAUAGUGGCGGUCAGCCAUAUCCGUAUGGGCUAGUGGAUCGCAACACCGACGAUCACCAUGUAUCGCAAUAUCAUCAGUCAUCUACGGGUGGAAGUAAUGCACCACCGGCGGGCGGCAAUAAUGCCAGCAAUAAUGGCAGCGUGCUGUCCAUGGCCGCUGGAACCGGAUCGGCAACUGCGUCGGUUGUUGUGGGGAAUUCGUCCACACAGAAUAACCAUCAUCAUCAUCACCAACAUCUGGCACAGCAUCAUCAACAGCAACAACACUCUCAUCACCAUCACCACCAUCAGCAGCAGCAGCAGCACCAUCAUCAUCAACAUCACCACCAUUCGCAGCAUCAACAGCAACAAACGGUCCAGGCCGCGUCGAUCGGCGAAAAGCUUUCCUCGGGCGGUGGAUCAGUCGCUUCGCUUCCCUACUCCACCGGCCACGCUGCCCAGUCUUCUCAGCACUCUGCUAGUGCAAAUGCAAACAGCAACGCUUCCAAUGCCACAUCCACCAUCUCAUCUGUCGCUUCUUCUGCCGGUGUUGCUGCUGCCGCUUCUGUUGCUAAUGCUUCAAAUGCUCCAAUGUCUUCUACUUCUUCUUCUUCUACUCACUCUAACAACUCCUCCACUACUGCUGUUGCGUCCGCCAGGGUCGAUACUGGAGCUUCCUCCGGUGUACAUCCGGUCAUUGAAAUGGCGGGCCAUAGUGGAUCACAUGCGUAUCACGGCGGUGGUAGUGGAAUCAUUUCCGGCUACUCUCACGCCUCUAGUACAAGCAGCAGCGCUACAGCUGGCGCCGGCAAAUCUAACCAGAGCUCCAAUAAUAGCAGCAACAGCACAGCAGACAACUUUCAUCAGCAUCCUCACCAACAGUAUCAUCAUGGCGGUGGUUCCGGUUCGCACGGUGUACUAACGACUGGUGCCUCCGUCGGGGGCGGCGGUAAUAACAUCAGCAGCAGUAGUAACAGCAACAACAGUGUGAACAGUAGUAUUAGUAAUAGUAGCAACAGUAACAGCAGUAUCCUUAGUAGCAAUAAUAACACCUCCACCAUCACCACCACAAGCAGUAGCACUAGUGGCAACAGUAACAGCAAAAACACCACCAUCAUCAGUAGCAAUAGCGGCAACAUGAGCGGCACCAACUCGAACAGUAACACUAACAGCACCGGAAACAACCAUAAUCUAUCUAACAGUAGCAGCAGUACCAUCGUAACAGCGGUUACCCAUCCGAACAAAAAGCACCGAGGGGCUUCGCAUCAUCAAACAAUCGUUGAACUUUCGCCAUCACCAUCUACUUCCAGAACGCCAGAAAUGAUCGUAUCCAGUGGUGCAUCCUACAGCCUGAGCUCAACAUUGACGGCGUCUUCUUCCUCCUCCUCUUCCCUGUAUGGUAGUGCGGGAGGUGGUAGUGGAGGAGGAGGAGGUUUGAAGUUCUCAUACGAAGCGCAACCAACGAAUCCGUUGGCGGCCGUAUCUACCGCCUCCAUGAUCGGCAAUAGCGGCAGCAGUAGUAGCGUUAUUGCCGUCCCACAAGUCAAGGAUUCGCCACCGAGUUCUCCCGGAUCUGAUGCGGGUGGUGGCCCAUCCGGCACUGCGAUCGUUAGUGGUCGUGGCACGAAGCGUAACCGUAAGAUGUCCUCUAAUGCUGGACCGGGUGCUGUGACGACGGCUGCGGGCACAGGGCCAACGAUUGUACCAGCGUCCAUAGUGGCCGGUGGCGCAAUAAACGAUGCGAAGGAUGGUAAAUUGUUUCAGAACGGUGGUAGCAGUGCCGUCGGCGGUGGUUCGAUCGUAUCCGCCACCCAUAUGCUAGGCAAUCAGCUGAAUCCGAGCAGCAGCGUGGCACAGAAAAUGUCUGACCAGCUGAGCAUGGAGAUCGAGGCGCAUACGUAUGUACCCGGUCCUAUCGAUUCCGGACCAUCGUUAAUGGGACCACAGUUCCCGGGCAAGAAUCGCACAAACAAUCCGCAACCGGUAAUGCCGGUUGGUGGUGGCGGCAACUCGUUAAGCUCCAUGCUAACGGGCGGUGGUACGGCGACGGCGAAUGGAAACACUCCGCAAAGCUUGGAACAGCUGCUGGAGCGGCAAUGGGAACAAGGAUCUCAGUUUCUUAUGGAACAAGCGCAACACUUCGACAUUGCCUCUCUGCUUUCCUGUCUUCAUCAGCUGCGAAGUGAAAACAUCCGCUUGGAAGAGCACGUUAAUAAUUUGGUCGCACGAAGAGAUCACCUGCUGGCGGUAAAUGCUCGGUUAGCAAUACCGCUCAACCCGACGGCCGCCCUCGGCGGUGUUGGCAUUAUCGGUGGAUCGGGUGGUACCGGCCCGGGCGGUGGAGGAGCAUCCGUCGGUGGUGCUGGUAUCGGCCCAGCUCAAGGACAAUUUAACAACAUUCAUGGUAAUGGUCCGAUCGAUGCAAACGUGAUCACCAACGCCGCAACAAUCUCGAGCCGAUCUAGCCGGGGGCAGCACGGACCGAAUCAACCGCCCGGCCAGGGUUCCGCCAGUCACUUUGGUUCCGGCGCGGGCAGCAACGCAGGCGGACUGCCCCAGGAAAAUGGUAUCGAUUUUCGGCACACCAACUCCUCCCAUUCGGCCACAAAUAGUGCUUCGAUAAGGCGUAAUUCACCUUCCAACCAGCCGUACCCACCCUCGGCAGGGGUUGGUGGAACCUCACGGGGAUCGGCCACAACAUCAUCAGCCUCGUCCAACAGCACGCCCGGCAGUGGAGGAGCUAACGAAGCGCUCCCUUCUACCGUUACGGUGCGUAGUAACACGAUGCGAUCAACAUCCGGAUCGGGUAGCGUGUCCAUCGCGAACAGCAGCAGUAGUAACAGUAACAGUGCCACCAUUUCCACCGGCAAUGGCCCAACGGCUGGCAGCCUGACCAACAGUUCCACCGGUGCGGGAACGUAUCAGGCCGCGCGUGAACAGCAACAAACGAUCUACAACACUGCACACCAGCCAACACACCAAUUACGCCGAGACGAUAUACCGCUCUUGCUCGAACACCAUCAGCAGGAACAUUUGCAUCAUCACCACCAUCACCCACUCCACCCCCAGCAACAUCCGCCAUCAUCUGCUCUUCCACAUCCUGCUCCACCACAUCCUCUUCCUUCCACACAAGCUUCUACGCAUCUUCAUCCACUACCACCACUAGCAGCGUCGGCGCAACAGGCUCCGCAAGGACAUACGCAACAGAACCACCAUCAUCAGCAAACGCUACCGAACAACAGCAGUAUUAUGUCACAAUCAAACCCACCAUCGUCCCAUCAGCAGGUAACGGUGGGUCGCGUAGUGGCACCGGUCACCAGCUCGGCAAGGAUCACUACCACAAGCCACGUACCAGCGUCACAGCAUCCGCGAACCGGUUCCAAUCAUCUGCAUCAUCAUCAGCAGCAGCAUCACUAUGCACCUCAUCCUUAUAUGCAACACCAACACGGGAAUCAUCUGCAGCACAGGCCGACGUCCCCGCCAAUACCACCCGCAAACGUCAACGUGAUGGCACACCAUCACGCACCGAUGAAUUCACACGACGGGCCGACAACCGGGCGGGGACCAGCUAUCCCUACACCACCGCCUCCACCACCAGCACCAUCCCAACCGGCAGUGGACCAACGGAUGGUUCACUCCCAACGGCCGCCAGCUCACUGAGACGGUGCGCACAGGUGGUAAGCUUCAUCGAUCGAUUCAUACAGACGACGAACAAAUGCCGUCGUGUCGGUACGGCGGUCAGUACAGUUCCCGCCCAGGCUGGUCCGUGUUGGCGUCGUGCCGGUGAAAAGUACAAAGAUUUUUCCAUCGAUUUUAUAUUGGGAGCCGGACGACCUGCGGUCGGAAUGUCCUCCCUUACGCAAUAUCGUAGCACGAUGAUGGUUGGCAGCUCUAGCAGCGACGAUCAGGACGAUGAAGAUGAUGAUGAAGAUGAGGAUGAGUACGAUAACGAUGGCGAUGAUGAGACAGAUGACGAUGAUGAUGAUGUUGAUUAUGAUAAUGAGAGUUAAAAGUCGCACGAUUGGAUAUUGUUUUUUUUUAACUACUUAAUAGACGGUGCUUAUCUGCUGUUAGGGUUUGAAUGCGUUUAAUGAGAAAGUAUCAUAUUUAUACACUUCCUGUAAAAUGAUACCGACAAUGGAUAAAACUAUUCUACUUACUUCGGAGCUACCUUCGAAGCUUGCUCUCUCACUCUCUUUCCCUCUAUCUAGUCGAUAAGGAUCGGUUUUACAAGGAGUUACAAUAUUUAACAUGCUGUACAUAGAACUAUACAGAAUGGUUAAAGAUGGGCACGCUAACUGAGAAAAAUCUCGGACAGUGUUAAGUCAUGCAGAUCGGUAAGGAGUCGAAAUUUACCGGCCUGUCUGGGAAGUCGUGCGAUUGAACGAUCAUGCAGCAUAGUUGGCAACAUACCUGUACAGUGCGUGUAUCCGACGGUCGGUAAAGCCAAAUAAGAAAAAAAAAGGACUAGAGACAAUGUCGUCACGUAUCUUAAAGCACAUUAUUGUACGAAUUUUAAAACAAAACUUAGAAACAGAGCCGAGGGUGUCGUUUUAUUUUGGAUGCGUCCCCAUAAUGUUUGGCUUUCAACUCAUUCUACGCCCCUGCCCACAUCUGCCAGAGUGCUAUACUUUGGUUGUUAUGUUAGAAUCGUUCCGAAGGUGAAGGAACUGAAGGUUCCGAAGCCAGUGGACGAAAUAAUGAAAGUAAACACUCAGGUACUCCACAACAGAGAAAGCAAACGCUCGUAAUAAAGUUCAUAUAUUAACGAUAUGCAAUAUGCAAUAGAGAGACUGUAGAAGAAAAGAAAAGGUACAACAGUAAACAAAACAAACAAACAUAAAACACACACACACAACCAGUGAAACAUAUUAAAAGACUUGCUAAUCUCAGUCGGGAAGUUUUGAUCCUUUGCUGUCAUGACGUUGGGUCGAUUUGCUUGUGGUUUAGUUUUUGGAACCAUUUAACCUCACCGGGAAGAUACCCUUUCCUAUGAUUACUGCUCGUGGUAAAUUUCUUUAUCACUUGUUCUUAUCCUUCUGUUCCGUCUCUUAUAUUAUACUUCCAAGGUUUUGUCUAUUUACAAAGUGAGUUUUUCACCCCUUACUUGCGAAGCCUAUUUCGCGGUCUAUAGAGAGGGCCAAAUGUGUAGAGCAUUAAUGCGAAGUAACGAACACAAAUAAAUUACGAGACCUGCAAGUAAGCUACGAUAUUUAAAAACAAAAAAAAUCUCU
This is a messenger RNA of Anopheles funestus (African malaria mosquito), 9681 nucleotides long. RefSeq names its product protein AF-10 (gene Alh). The record is from RefSeq and is a predicted model, not a curated record. Gene Ontology annotation, cellular component: nucleus. NCBI's taxonomy places the organism in Eukaryota, Metazoa, Arthropoda, Insecta, Diptera, Culicidae. Gene Ontology annotation, molecular function: nucleosome binding; histone binding. Bases 1115 to 8107 code for a protein of 2330 amino acids. The transcript has 15 exons. Gene Ontology annotation, biological process: regulation of transcription by RNA polymerase II.